Messenger RNA from Cyclospora cayetanensis, 408 nucleotides. RefSeq lists its product as uncharacterized. The coding region runs from base 1 to 408 and encodes 135 amino acids. The transcript has 4 exons. The record is from RefSeq and is a predicted model, not a curated record. NCBI's taxonomy places the organism in Eukaryota, Apicomplexa, Conoidasida, Eucoccidiorida, Eimeriidae.
AUGCAACACAACGGAUUCUCUGUCUUGCUUAACCCGGAUGCGGCAACAAGCGAUCAACAAAUCGAAAAGAUGAACGCGGCUGCAACUCGUCAGUUCGCCCGCUUGUGGGCAGAGAGUGGAGUGCAGAGAGAGCUACGUCUGCGGUACCGACACACGCGACGAGUGACGCGCGGUCAGGGGGGUCGCCGGGAAGUCUUGCGGAGAAGACUCCAAGGAAGAAUGCUAUUGCGACAGCAGAAAGAGCAGGUCAGCAAAAUUCAGUGGCAGGAGCCUCUGCACCUGAAAGCCCACCAGUUGGAGAUGCUUUUAAAGGCGCUAAGGGCCAAUGGAGAAGCAGAAGCGCGGAAAAGCAGUCAGACAGCAGAGGCUGCGGCUGCAGCAGCGGCUGCUGCCGGUUUCUCGACCUGA